Asterias rubens (European starfish) is the source of this 1917-nucleotide messenger RNA. RefSeq lists its product as uncharacterized. Bases 123 to 1859 code for a protein of 578 amino acids. The record is from RefSeq and is a predicted model, not a curated record. NCBI's taxonomy places the organism in Eukaryota, Metazoa, Echinodermata, Asteroidea, Forcipulatida, Asteriidae. The transcript is spliced from 2 exons.
CAACCACUAUGAACGACAGAGGACGGACUGUGCUCCUUGAUUCUUGAUACCCAUCGUGCUUUUCGCAGUUUCAGAAUUUGGAAGCGUAUUGAUGAAAUUAAGUAAUUGAGGCCGCAGUGAAAAUGACGUCUCCGAACUCACAAUCAACUGAAGCCGCACAAUAUUUUAACAAUAUUGUAAGUAGGUUUUUAGCCUCAAUUCCCACUAUUGAUGCCAACGUGCUUGCGAGUUGUUUCCAAAACAUAUCCCAGACCUACAGGAAAGGGCUGCACAGACUUGGGAUUAAACUAGACUGGAGGGAUAACUGCUACCGUGGCGUUUACGUGCAUCGCUUCUUCGCUUUGCACAGCUACCUUGUGUAUCAAAGUUUGCACUCGGCAUUGGCAGAUAAGACAUAUCUCACAGAAGCAUGGAACAACGAGCCGUGUUUCCGUGUGUGUUGCAUCGGUGGAGGGCCUGGAUCAGACGCUCUGGGCCUGACCAAGUUUCUACGGGACAACAGACUGGUUCCAACAAACCGUUUGGAGUGCACGAUAUUUGAUCGGUAUCGGGAAUGGGAGGACACUUGGAAAAAGAUGACAAAGAGCAAUGCCAAUAUUGAGUUUCCACCGAUGACAUAUAUCUCGCGUGACAUGACCGGCUGUACGGCCGACCUGAGCAUACUGGAUAAGAUAAGAUCAGCAGACUUCGUUUCCUUCGUCAAGUUUUUCUCUACUGUGUCUGCCGCCAUCGGGGCCGAUGCAACUCGCGGAAACUUACUCAGAGAAGUUUUCCGAGAGCUAAAACCAGGCGCUCUUGUGUUUUACACUGACAAUAUAUUUGGCGAUAGGCACGGAGAGUUUAAGAGGAUCGCUUACUCCGGCGGAGUCACGGAUGUGCUUUUCGAAAAAAUACACUUUCCGAUUUCUCUGCCAGUUACAGAGCGUUCAGUUAGCAGUAAGUCAUUCGACGCUGCUAUCCAAGUUGCCCCCUUACUAAGCUGUUCGGUGACCGUCAUGCUUCUGCGUAAACCUCACAUGGACAACGGACAGAAUAUAUCAUCAGAAGCUGAACCUAUCCACACUGAAGCAGAGAACGCACUGGAAGCUGAGCUUAUCCACACUGAAGCAGAUAACGCAGCGGAGCCUAUCCACAUUGAAGCAGAUAACGCACUAGAAGCUGAGCCUAUCCAUACUGAGGCUGACGAAGCACUACUAGAAGCUGAGCCUAUCCACACUGAAGCAGAUAACGCACUAGAAGCUGAGCCUAUCCACACUGAAGCUGACGAAGCACUAAUAGAAGCUGAGCCUAUCCACACUGAAGGAGAUAACGCACUAGAAGCUGAGCCUAUCCACACUGAAGCUGAUAACGCACUAGAAGCUGAGCCUAUCCACACUGAUGCUGGCGAAGCACUACUAGAAGCUGAGCCUAUCCACACUGAAGCAGAUAACGCACUAGAAGCUGAGCCUAUCCACACUGAAGCAGAUAACGCACUAGAAGCUGAGCCUAUCCAUACUGAUGCUGGCGAAGCACUACUAGAAGCUGAGCAUAUCCACACUGAAGCUGAUCCAGAAGCUGAGCAUAUCCACACUGAAGCUGAUCCAGAAGCUGAGCAUAUCCACACUGAAGCUGACGAAGCACUACUAGAAGCUGAGCCUAUCCACACUGAAGCUGAUGACGCACUAGAAGCUGAGCCUAUCCACACUGAAGCUGACGAAGCACUGCCAGAAGUGGAGUCUAUUCUAUCAAUGACCACUGCUCCCAUUGUGGCACCAGGCGACAUCAAAUCAGACGUCCAGCCCCAAGACACAGAUCAAGUCUCAGUGUCUCUGAAACUUGGAUCCAAAGUCAAUCCAUCUAGGCGCUUUACUCCUUAUUGAUGAAGUCACUGAGAUAAAAAAGGAGCAGGAGAUUAAAGGAACACGUUGCCUUGGAUCG